Rana temporaria (common frog) is the source of this 3088-nucleotide messenger RNA. RefSeq names its product E3 ubiquitin/ISG15 ligase TRIM25-like. NCBI's taxonomy places the organism in Eukaryota, Metazoa, Chordata, Amphibia, Anura, Ranidae. Gene Ontology annotation, molecular function: protein binding; zinc ion binding. The coding region runs from base 72 to 1799 and encodes 575 amino acids. The transcript has a single exon. The record is from RefSeq and is a predicted model, not a curated record.
CAGUCUCAGCCCCUCCCUGUGUAGAAGUGUACAGAUCUGGUUACUUUCAUUUCUCUCGUUUGCUCUCAGCAAUGGCGUCUGCUGAUCUGAGGAAGGAGCUGGAAUGUUCCGUCUGUCUGGACUAUUAUACAGAUCCUGUAACCCUGAAAUGUGGACACAACUUCUGCCAGGACUGUAUUGGUCGUGUGUUGGAUACACAGAGGGGGUCUGGAGGUUAUUCCUGUCCUGAAUGUAAACAAAGCUUACAGAAACGUCCUAUUCUUCAGAGGAAUCUGAAACUACGUAACAUAGUGGAGAAUUUCCAGUCUACCCAUCCAGAUCAGGAGGAGACCAGGGUCUUCUGUACUUACUGUAUUCACACUCCUGUACCUGCUGUGAAAUCCUGUCUGCUGUGUGAAGCUUCUCUGUGUAACAAUCACCUGAGAGUCCACAGCAAGUCACCAGAACACGUCUUAUUAGACCCCACCACUUCCCUGGAGAACAGGAAAUGCGCCGUCCAUAAGAAGAUCCUGGAGUAUUACUGCACUGAGGACUCCACCUGUAUCUGUAUGUCUUGUUGUCUGAUUGGAAAUCACAUCAGCCAUAAGAAGGAAUCCCUGGAUGAAGCCUCUAAGAUGAAGAAGAAGAAACUGAGGAAUGUUCUGCAGAAACUGAUGACAGAGAGAAAGGAGAUGGAGAAAAGUGUCCAGAGUCUGCAGGAACACAGGAGGAAAGUACAAGGAAAAGCAGAUGAUGAAACAGAGAGAGUCACUGCCCUGUUCAGAGACAUCAGGAGACAUCUGGAAGACCUGGAGAAGAGAGUCCUGAGAGACAUCUCCGGGCAGGCAGAGCGGGUCUUCCUGUUAAUCAAUGAUCUGGUCUAUGAUCUGGAAAUAAAGAAGGAGGAGCUGUCCAGGAAGAUGGGGGACAUUAAGGAGCUGUGUAACAUGAGGGAUCCACUGACUGUCCUACAGGAAUCAGACACAGGUGACUUGUGUGAUGCUGAGGAUGGAGAUGAGGACAGAUUGAGACAUGAUAAACUCCUCCAUGAUGGAGGGUAUCUGGAUGUGGCGGGGAUCUCACACACAUUACACACAGGUUUAUCUGUUAUUAUGUCUCGGGUAAAUGUAGAGAAACGUACAGGCACACAUGUCUAUCCACAUUCUACUACAAAGGUCAAUGCUGAACCAUCCAGGAGACGUCCCCAACCCUCUCCCACCAUAAAACACUCACACCUCCAGGCUGGAGGACCAAAUAUUGGGGUCGUACAGCAAACACAGAGGGUGUCGGGGGUUACAGACAUAUUACUGGAUGUGAGGACAGCUGGUAAUCAUCUACAUAUAUCAGAUAACGGGAAAAUUGCAACCGUGACAUGUCAGAGCCAGAAUCGCCCAGAAACACCAGAGAGAUUUGAGUAUUAUCAGGGGAUUAGCAGUCAGAGUUUCUCCUCAGGGAGACAUUACUGGGAAGUGGAUGUCAGGGAAGCAAGGAAAUGUAGAGUCGGGAUGUGUUACUCCAGUAUAGAGAGGAGAGGAGGUCAGUCACUGAUUGGAGAUAAUAAGAAGUCCUGGUGUUUGGAGGGGUUGUUGGAUCAUUACUCAAUGAUACAUGACAGUAAUAAGAUCCGAUUACCCCGUGGUGUCUCCAGUAAGAGAGUCGGGAUAGAUCUGGAUUAUGAGGCCGGGCGGAUCUCCUUUUAUGAUAUGUGUAACCCGAUCCGACACCUCCACACCUACACCACCACCUUCACUGAGCCCCUCCAUGCUGGGGUAUGGGGAGGGGGAGGUCAAAUAAAGAUAUGUGGGGGGAAUCAGAAGUGAGAGAUCUGCCCAGAGACAUCACAAGGUGUAUUAUCUGAUUGUGCAAUACUCAUCCAAUAAGAGGAAGCAGAGAACAGGAAACAUGACUGAUUUAUUUAUAAAGCUGCAGGUUGUGGGGCCGUCGUCUUCAUCCUAAACCUCACUUCACUACCUAGUAUGUCACUGACCAGGAACACGCAUGCGAGAGGGCAGAGUGUUCAGACUUCACUGGCUGCAUGCUUGUUCUGGGUCAGUCACACACUACAUAGUGUAGCCAGGAUCAGGAUGACGGCCCUGGAGUCUGCACCAUCACUGUGUAUCUAUAACAAAAAUAGUUUUUUCAGCUUUAGAUGGAGUGGGGAAGGAUUUGAACCUCUGUCAGGUUGUUACUGCUAUCCAGGGAUCCUUUAGAGAUCUUCCGUCACUUCCUGUCUCAAUGACAACACCAGACAGGAAGUGAGGGGAACUCUCUAACAGCAACACAGAUAGAUAUAGAAAUAAUUUCUUUAGUAGAGUAGGGGAAAGGUUAGAUUGUUAUUUCUGUCUGUGUCCCUGUUGUAGAUUUCCUUCAUUUCAUGUCUGAUAAAAUGUUGUCACCAGGACAGGAAGUGUGGGGAAUUCUCUCUAAUGGAGCCCCAGAUAGGUUUUUAAUGCUGACAGGUGUUCUAAUCCUCCCCCACAUGUAGAACAAUAGGAUUUGUCUAGACACACACUUUAAUAUCCACAAUGAGAAUUCCUACAUUUCUUUACAUGACCAAUCCAUGGAUCUGUGAUUGGUCCUCCCCCUCCCUGUGAUUGGCUAUGAUGAUUGUCACUGAAUACAGCCAGUGCUAGUCUUGUUCCUAUUGGUUAUGAUGUAGAGGGGGCGGGAUUGUGACCGGGGGGUAUAAAGUCUCAGAAAGUGGAAAUCCUCGGCUCUGUAUAUGGGAAUAUUGAUAAAUGAUUAGAUAUAAUGAUUGGAGGGAUUGGACGCAGGAGCAGAUUAACAUAGGGGCUAUUGGAGCUGCUCCACCAGGGUUGUAGCUUGGCCACCAGGGGUCACAGAGACCACUGAUUAAAAUGUGGGGAUGCUAUAAUUUAUGGUUCCGGAGAUACAGGGCUGCUUGCGCAGCCGGUCAGAAGCUACAUACAGAGCGGCCAGUAUAAACACAAGCUGGCACACUCUGCAGCAGACUGGGAGGAUGAGCUCACAGUGCUUAUAAUAAUUAUGUGUAUAUUACUUAUGCUAAUUAACCCUUUGCCACCCAGGCCAAUUCUAAUGCCGGGUACACACGGACGUUUUUUGUGAUAAAAAAAACGUAAUUUUUUCU